AUGACGUCGCCGUCGCCGCAGCAUCCCAUCCCCCGCAAACUGUGGGAGCAUCCGGACCCGGAGAGCACAGAUAUGUGGAAGUUCAAGCUCAGCUUGGAGAGGGCCACGGGGAGGAAAUUCGAGAACUACGACGCCUUGUACAACUUCUCCGUCACCCACCGAUCGGCCUUCUGGCGCCAUGUCUUCGGAUAUUUCCCCAUCGUCUACUCUGGCACCGUUCCAGACCCCGUCGUCGACGAAUCCGCCCGCAUGGACUCCAUCCCGCGCUGGUUCACGGGCGUGCGCAUGAACUUUGCCCAGAACAUCCUCUUCUCUGGCGACAAGGACGGACGGCCGGUCAUCGAUGCCGCAAAGGCGGACGACAAGAUUGCUUGCAUUGAGGUCCGGGAAGGCUGCUUCUUAGAGCCCAUCAGGCGCGUCACCUGGAGGGAGCUGAGGCAGAGGGUCGGCAGGUUAAGUCAGGCGAUGAGGGCUCACGGAGUCAAGAAGGGAGAUCGCGUCGCGCUGGUGGCCAGUACCUGUCUUGACACGCUGACAGUCUUUCUCGCGACGACGACGCUGGGCGCCCUCUUCAGCAGUAGCUCGACGGACAUGGGCGUCAAGGGGAUCCUGGAUCGACUCACCCAGAUCAAGCCUCGAUAUCUGUUCAUGGACGACUGGGCCGUGUACAAUGGCAAGAAGAUCGAUCUGCGGCCCAAGAUGAAGGACAUCAUGGCCGGAAUGCAAGGUGUGGACGAGUUUCAAGGCAUUAUCUCGCAAGCUCGCUUCCAGCAUUCGCCCGCGGAUAUUUCGAGCGUGCCGCGAGCCAGGACGUGGGCGAAUUUCAUCUCUGCCGCAAAGUCUGACAAGUUGGAGUUUGAGGACACGGACUUUGCAGACCCUUUUCUGGUGGUCUAUUCCUCGGGGACGACAGGGCAGCCGAAAUGCAUUGUGCAUGCGAUCGGAGGGGUCGUCGUCUCGGGCCACAAAGAGUACAGGCUGCACAGGUGCAUCAACGCGAACUCGAGACAACUGCAAUACACCACGACGGGGUGGAUCAUGUAUCUGGCCAGCGUGCAGUCUUUGAUCACAGGAUGUUCCAUGGUCAUGUAUGACGGGAGUCCCUUUGUGCCCAACCUGACAAAUCUGCUCAAGUUGGUGGCACAAGAGAAGGUGACGCAUCUGGGUAUCAGUCCGAGAUACCUGCAGACACUGCAGACCAACGGCGUCAUACCCAAGAAAGUGGCAGAUCUGAGCAAUCUCAAGGUCAUCACCAGCACGGGUAUGGUCCUGUCGGAUCAACUGUUCGAAUGGGUCUAUGACGAAGGGUUCCCGCCUUCGGUACAGUUGGAUAACAUCUCAGGCGGAACUGACCUCGCAGCGUGCUUUGGGACAGGCAAUCCAAUUCUGCCACUAUAUGUUGGCGGUUGCCAGUGUCUUUCUCUGGGUGUCCCGGUCAAGGUGUACGAUCAGACCGUCGAGGGUCGUCAAGGAGUCGAAGUCGAAGAUGGAGUGCCUGGCGAACUGGUCGCGAAUCAAGCAUUCCCAACGAUGCCCAUCACCUUUUUGGGGGAGAAUGGCCCGCAGCGCUACUUUGACAGCUACUUUGCACGAUUUGAUAAUGUGUGGACACAUGGCGAUUUCAUUAUGAUCCAUCCAGACACGAAACAAGUCAUGUUCCUGGGCCGGGCUGAUGGCGUGUUGAACCCCAGUGGCGUCCGGUUUGGCUCUGCCGAGAUAUACAGCAUCAUCGAAGCCAAGUUUGCGGACAAAAUUAGCGACAGCAUCUGUAUUGGGCAGAGGAGACCGCAAGACCAAGAUGAGAGGGUGAUAUUGUUCCUAUUGAUGAAGCCGGGUCAUGCAUUCACGCCUCAGCUCGUCAGAGAAGUCAAGGAGGCCAUCCGAAAGGCCACCAGUCCCAGGCAUGUGCCCAAAUUUGUUUUUGAGACCAAAGAAAUUCCGACGACGGUCAACCUGAAGAAGGUCGAGUUACCUGUGAAACAGAUCGUCUCGGGCAAAGUCAUCAAGCCUUCUGGCACGCUCCUGAAUCCCGAGAGUCUGAACUAUUACUAUCAGUUUGCCAAGGACGAGAACCUGGUUGACGUGACCGAGCCAAAGGCGAAACUGUAG
Messenger RNA from Fonsecaea multimorphosa CBS 102226, 2109 nucleotides. RefSeq lists its product as uncharacterized. The transcript is spliced from 3 exons. Bases 1 to 2109 code for a protein of 702 amino acids. The record is from RefSeq and is a predicted model, not a curated record. Lineage: Eukaryota; Fungi; Ascomycota; Eurotiomycetes; Chaetothyriales; Herpotrichiellaceae. Gene Ontology annotation, molecular function: acetoacetate-CoA ligase activity. Gene Ontology annotation, biological process: lipid metabolic process. Gene Ontology annotation, cellular component: cytosol.